UAUGACCAGUGCACUUGUGGCUUUUCACCAUGAAGUAAAAACCGGCAAAAUAACAAAAUGGCGGCUGAGCCGUCUGAAAGUCAGUUGGGAGUUUCGUGGCAUGACAGUGCCUGGAUUCCGGCUCUUAAUCCCGGAAAUGUUCUCGAAUACUUUUCACAAAGAACUAACCCGUUCUAUGAUCGCACUUGUAACAAUGAAGUUGUGAAAAUGCAAAGGCUAGAUCCGUCUACGUUACAGUAAGCUUAAGUCUACGUAAAACUGUCAACUAUAAGAUUUAAGACUUAUUUAAAUUAGUUUUACUAGAUUUGACGAUAAAACUGUUUUUCUUAAGGACCAUGACAGGCAUUGAGUAUGAAGUCCUUCAUGUACAGGAUCCAAUUCUCUAUGUCAUUCGAAAGCAGCACAGAAUCUCUCCAACGCAAGGUCAGAUAAAUGCAAUUAUGAAAGCUUACAUUGGGCAUUGUACAGUUUAGUCUGGGGUGCUUCAAAACAGUGGGUUAAUCUUCACCUACGAUCUAACUUAAUCUGCCAGAACAAGGAGGAUAAUGUCCAAUUAUUCUCUCCAUGUGUCGCACCAGCUCAGAAGAAUUUAAGAAUACCCAACUACUUAAUAUGGACGACAAAAUCGAAUAGAGUAUAUAGGAACCUUCCAUUAUUUAUCCACAACUCCCCAAAGGAUGGCAGGUUUUUGAAUAGACCUUUUCACGGUUUUUUCAACUUUUGGCAAGUACAAGUUGGGGAAAAUCUGUUGACAUCACUGGAAAGAGCGCCUUAAAAUUAAUAUAAUUGCCAAAUGUGAAAGUGAUAUGUCUUAAGCAAGCGAAAAAAAUCAUAGCUCCUCAAAGCUGCAAAAAAUUAAAGACAUUUGUAUGGUGGGGGGCAAGUUUAUGCCCGCCACCAUGCAAACAUCUGUAAAAUUUUGCAAUUUUGAGGAUCUAUACCUUUGUUAGUUUUCAACAAACCACUUUCAAACUAGGCAAUUUUAUUAAUCUUAAGGUGCUCUUUUCAGUGGUGUCGACGGAUUCUCCCUAACUUGUCCAUGUCAAAAGUUGAAAAAAAAACGUGAAAAAGUCUAUAGGGGUGUUUGGAUUAUUUCUUCAAAGAAGCAAAUAGAAUUUGGACCCUUUGAACAAAGGUUUUAAAGAGGCUGACAGAAAUUUGACGGUGCAGAUUCCAGCCAUCUUUAUGGGUGGUGCGGAUACAAAAUGGAACAUCCCAAAGCAGGCAAUAAUGAAAGGAUCCAUUCUGAUUUAAUAAAGGUGGAAAUAAGGUGCCAGUUAUGUUAUAUAAUCCACAGUAGUGACAGCCUGCAUGUUUAUUACGAUAGGCCACUUCCAAGUUCCAAAAACCCUCAUUUUUAAAUUGAGGCCAAGUGCACAACCUUUCUUGUGAAAAUGGGUUUUAUUUGCAUGAGAAUGAAAAAUCAUUUCCACUUCAAAGUCCAAGCACUUAACGUUGUUCUGAUACAGAGGCCAGGAGAAAUCGCAAAUGGCCUAUUUCAAGUACAUUUUAUGUACACGUACUAACCGCUUACCAGGAGAACUCUGCUACUGAUCAGUUUAUCCACUCAUUUCUUUUGCAUUUAGUUACACCUAUUGCAGAUUAUUACGUGUUAGCAGGAGUGGUGUAUCAGGCCCCUGAUCUGUGCUCUGUCAUCAACUCAAGAUUGGUAAAUAACAUCAAGCGUAGUUAAUAGGGUGGAAUGGUUGUGAAACCCAUCAGACUUUACCCUGCCCAAUAACCAGUCGUAACCAGUCUCCUCUACCAACUAUGCCUCAAGUAUAAUGUUAUUAGUACCACUUUAAUUUAUUAUUGUUUGCACUGUUUUGUUGUCAAACCCUGUUUUAGUUUAGAUUUUUGUCGGGUGGUAAAGUGUUUAUGUUUUUGUUUUGUUAAAUUUUUGUGCUGGGGAUAUUUUCAGAGAGAUUUUGCUUCUUCUGUGUCCACAGCAUUCUGCCCUGCAUCACAUACAAGCAGCUUUUGAUGAAGGUGUGUUGAAAUUAUUCUGUCUCAUAUUCUGCAAAAUUCUUGAAGCUUCUGGAAUACAUUUUUUGAGAGUCUGCUCAUUGCACCCUUUCCAUUUACUGACCCUUUUUUUCUUAUCUUAUACAGCAUCAUCCUACUCUAGGUAUCAUCCAUCCAAGGGAUAUUGGUGGCAGUUUAAAGACAAACAACAGAAGCAAUCUAAUGGUUAGUUAAUGAAAAUGAUUUUUGUGCUUACUUUUGAGAUGGAUGUUUAUUUUGCUAAUGCUUUGAUUGGCUUGUCUUUCUGACUUAAAGAGGGAUUUUACUUGACCCGUGAAACAGAUACUAACAUCUACUGCAAAAUAGCUACUAAUUGUAAACAAAAGAAGAGAAUGGAAUUAGUGCAUAAUAGUGCAUAAUAUUCUACUAUCUAUUUCAUGGGUUACAUAAAAUCAUUCUAUCAAAGUUUUAUUAAUAUACAACAUUAAUGCAUCUUUCCAUUGUUUAGAGCAAGUUAUUAUUUUCAAUAGAUGGAUGGCAGGUCACUGACAUUGUACAGAAAAUAAUGACCUCCUGUGCUGCUUUAUGAACAUAAUUAUGACCAGCUGGGUUUCAAGCAAUGGAAAGGAGCAUUGAAUCACUGAGAUAACGCUUUCUCUCCUCAUCAGUCAUUUUAAAAGUUAUGUACCUUAAUACCCAGGAAUAAUAUCAGAACAGCCAGGGUGACAGAGGCGAAAUAAAAAGAAAAUGGAGCAUUAAUAAUAUUUCAUGCAAGUGACUCACAUGUGGUCUCACCCAGACUUAAGAAAGAUGGUAAACAGGAACUUGUUACAAAUGUAAAACACCAUGGCUUAGCACAUAACUACCAUGUACUGAACACAGAUUGCCGAAGUGGCAACUUCCGCAGCAAUUUUAGACACCAUUUUUUUUAUUUUUUCUUACCUUGGUGAGCAAAAUGGUCAAAGCUUAGAGCACUGGAUGAAGUUAGUGAUUAUAAUGAGAAAGACGUGAAAUAAAUGUAUUCUUUUUCUCCUUUCCCCAUUCUACCACUUUAAACCAGUGUUUGUGGUUAUUUUCCUAUAAUGAAGGUGCUAAAAACAACAAGGGUGAAAAAACAAAAUCAGUGAAGGAUCCUAACUCAGAACCCAGCUCGCUGUUCCAGAGAGAAGGUGUUCAUAUCCUCCUUGGUGAACUAUCAAAAAAAUUUCCACCGCAGUUUCUUCAACAGGGCCAGGCAUUACCUGGUAAGUAUUUGAUCAGUAUUUUGCUCAAAUUUAACAUAGGUAAUCAUACGAUUUUGGUGUCAGUUUGCAGUAAAUAGACAACAGUAACUUUUUAGAAGGAAUAAAAAAGAAUUGGUGAGAUCUGUGGCAUCUGAGAAAGUUGGUGGGUCUGAAAAAAUAAUAUUUUCAGAAACAAAAUAAAAAAAUGAUAAUUUAGGGGAAAAAAGGAAUAAUUUACAUCAUCAAGUCUUGGAAAAAUUGAUGAUACAAAUCACUUUGAAUGCCCUGCUACACUCCUAUCUUUUGGCUGCAUUUUGAAAAAGUUGAUUUUAUGCAGUUGAAAGAGAGUAUCAAACACUCUGACAAUUAUGAUGGUUGUCUCUUGAACUCUCUCUUAAAUUUUUCCAAAAUGGACUGCCUGCAAAAUAUGGUACUUGAGUUGAUGAUACACUGUACGUAGUGUGGAGAAAUGCACUUUGAUCAUCGCAAUCAUGACUUUUUUGACAAUUUGUUAGGUCAGUCCAAGAAAAGUGAUGAAAAGAAUGAGACUGAAGAAGCUGAUUCUAAAGAUGGAAUCAUUUCUGAAGCGGGAUCAUCUGUUGAACCAGUCCCCAAUGGUACAACGUUGGGUACUAGUACGUCACGUGGUCCAUUUAACUCGAACCAGUCAAUGAAAAGAUCAGCAAGUGGAGAUCCAGUCACGAAACAACCUCCAGGGAAAAAGAAGAAAAUUUAACCAAGGAUUGUUUGCUACUGAAAUGGUAGUAAUGGCACUAUAGACAUCGGUUGGUGCCCUUGAAGAACUUGCUGCAUCAAAAAAUGAGUUUGUAAAUUUUGUCUAUAGAUCAGCAGGACUGUUAUCUCGGCUAAGCCGUAGCUGACUGAAUUGCAUUGUGGGAUGUCAAUGGAAUAACCAACAAACUCACAGCAUUGAUUGCGGCGUCUCUAACAAUGGUGUCCUUCCAAGUCACUCUCAAGACAUCUUGGCCUAACGAAACGAAAGUCUGAAAAGUAGCAAUAUACAGUAGUUAUCUUUGUACAGCUUAAUGAGCUCUCAACUCUCAAGAAAAGGUUACCAUUGGGACUUUCUUCGUCUAGAAGAAUAGAGACAAUUUAUCUUACAAUUUAGGAGACAAUUUAUUUAAGUUCUUAACGAAGUUUAAAUUUACUAUUCAUAUUAAAAGAACGUCACGUUAGCAUUCUUAUACCAAAAUAGACAUU
Messenger RNA from Porites evermanni, 4409 nucleotides. The record is from the annotation of a GenBank genome assembly. NCBI's taxonomy places the organism in Eukaryota, Metazoa, Cnidaria, Anthozoa, Scleractinia, Poritidae.